Ochlerotatus camptorhynchus is the source of this 5230-nucleotide messenger RNA. RefSeq names its product macoilin. Gene Ontology annotation, biological process: chemotaxis; neuronal signal transduction. NCBI's taxonomy places the organism in Eukaryota, Metazoa, Arthropoda, Insecta, Diptera, Culicidae. The coding region runs from base 1106 to 4147 and encodes 1013 amino acids. The transcript has 9 exons. The record is from RefSeq and is a predicted model, not a curated record. Gene Ontology annotation, molecular function: microtubule binding. Gene Ontology annotation, cellular component: rough endoplasmic reticulum membrane; nuclear membrane.
AAAAAGCAACACGAGCAUCAUCAUCACCAGCAGCAGCGAAAGAGAAAAGACGAAAGCGAACGCGAGAACCAUCAAACUCCUGUCCUAUCGCGAAAAGGAAGGGAAAAAAGCGAUUUUCGACGGACGGAGCUGCUACGACGGAAGCAGAGCGCAGUGAAGUGAAAAGUAGUGCGGAGAGUGUGUGUGGUUGGCGAGCGAUGUGAAUGGGAAAAUAUAUUGGACAAGCGAUCAACGUCGGACGACGAGCUUGGUGCGGAAAACGAAAAGAGUGGUGAUUGUUUUACUUGGCCGUACCUUCCAGAGAGUUGGUGUGUGUGAAAAAUCUCGAUCGGAUCUGGCGACUAUUGCACCCGGGUGCACGGCACGGGAGUUGGAAAUCCAGUCACUUGCCCGGAGAAACGGAAACUCGGAUAAGAGUGGUGGACAUUUUUUUUUUCACGAACGUCCUAAAGUUCGACGACAGCAGCAGGAAGCUGCGAAGAAGGUGUCAGAAAAGGUUCGAUUUUUGCUUUUUCCCGUCGUUAAAGCUGCUGCAAUUUUUCGAGUGUUGGAAAGAAGAAAAAGGUCUAUUGGUUUUAACACAGUCCUGCCAACGGAGAACGGAUGCCCCAGACUCCGCGAGGGCAGCGAAGGAAUAUUAUUUUAACUGUGAGAGUGUUUUCCUCGACGGAAAAGAAACAAUUUUCAUCACUUUGAUUCGUCGUCGUCGUCGUCGUCACUCGCAGAGCCAAGAUCCGACCGAGUGCGGCAGAGGGAAAUAUAAACGAGUGGGUGCUAAAAAGAGCAAAUAACACAGAAAAAAAACCUCAACCUCAACAAGAAGAGUCGUUCUAAAUUUAACACGCGAAAAUCGGAAGGCGAAAACAAGGAAAAAUAGUUUUCCUUCUGAUUUUUCCGAGAGGGGCUAAAUUUUCUGGUUGCGAGUUUGUAGAAGUGCGUCCCCCCUGAGGAAGGCAAAGAGGAACAAGGACACUGCUGGUGGCUCGCUGAAGUGCAGUUGCCUUCGGGGUUGUUGUUGUUGUCUUUGUUUGUUGUUGGAAGAAGCAACGCUUGAAAACGGAACCACCACGGCGAGAAAGCAGCAGCAGCAGCAGCACCGCGGAUAAUGAAGAGGAGAAAUGCCGAUUGUGGCAAGAUUCGGCGACCCAUCAAGAGGAAUAAAAUAGCAGAACAGAUUGGAAGCAACACACUGCUAUACGUAAAAUUCCUUCUGCUAUGGGCGUUCGUAAUCACAGCUGACUUCCUGCUGGAGUUCCGUUUCGAAUUUCUGUGGCCCUUCUGGCUACUUCUUCGCUCAGUGUAUGACUCGUUCAAAUACAAAGGACUGGCCUUCUCGGUACUGUUCGUGUGCAUUGCCAUCACUUCCGACCUAGUGUGUUUGUUCUUCAUCCCAGUGCAGUGGCUGUUCUUCGCGGCCAGCACCUACGUGUGGGUGCAGUAUGUGUGGCAUACAGAUAAAGGAGUCUGUCUGCCAACCAUCAUCCUGUGGAUACUGUUCGUCUAUCUGGAAGCUGCCAUCCGGUGGAAGGAUAGUCGAAACAUACCACAUCUCGAUCUCUGCCGGCCAUUCGCGGCGCACUGCAUUGGCUACCCGGUGGUAACACUCGGGUUCGGCUUCAAGAGCUACGUUGGCUAUCGCAUAAGGCAGCGCAAACAGCGCGAGGUGGCCAAGGACAAUGACUUCUACAUGCAGCUGCUGCAGGAAGCUUUGCCCAAGGAUGAAUCCCCUGUCAGUGGCGGUGAUGCGAAUUCGUCUGUUGACCAGCAUCAACAGGAUCACCAGCUGUCACCUUCCGCUCAGCAGAAGGAUCUUACCGUGACGGCUGCAGCGAUUCAUCAGCAAGGCAACAGUAUCAUCAGCAACAGUACUAGUAGUAAUAGUAGUAACAGCAGCAGUGGCGGUGGUGGUGGACAUCACCAUCACCAUCAUAGUAGUAAGAACGCUCAAAGUCAUAACAAAUCACAGAGCAAUGUGACGUCCACGAGUCACGUAAACGGUCACGCCGUAGGAGGAGGCACAAGUUCGACGGUGACUAGCAACAGUAGUGGAAACAGUACAAUGAAUGGCGGGGUCAACCAUUCGAAGCAUCUUCAUCGGAAGAGCCUGGACAAGGACAGCUCCGGUACGCCGAGCGGGAAGGUCAGCAGUUAUCCAUAUCACCAACAGCAACAGCAGAACAGUACCGGUAGUAGCAGUAACAGUGCUAAGGAAAGCUCGCGAUCGAACGAUAGCUCCCACACGAACGGUGCUGCCAUGUCUCCGAAGGAGAAAAAAGACUGCGACUCCUCGACGGGCCAAAAGUCUCACUUUGAUAGUCUCUCUACGGCCAGUUAUCAAAUGAACAGUAGCAACAAAUCUACGCAGGUCAAUGACAGCAACCAUGACAGUGGAGGAGGUCGGAGCAAGGGUCAGCAAAACGGUCACGUAGUCAACUACGACAUGGAACUCAACCAUCAACAGCAGCAGCAGCAGCAACCACAUAAUCACAUAGAGAACGAUCCUCCGGUAGAGCCGAAGGCGAAUCGUUCCGGUCGUAAGAAUCGCGUAAAACAGAAGGAGAAUGCCAAUCACCUGGCAGCGGUUCGACUGGCGGCAACACUUGCUCUGGCAUCCUCCAUAACCACCCUCACGACAACAACGGCUGCGGCGUCGACGGUAUCUACGACGACGGCGGGGACCGCGACGACGACCACCACCACGACAUCUAUGACUUCUUCCAAAGACAAUCAUCAACAUCACCACAACCACGAUCAACAGCGACAGCAGGAGCAGCAGGCCGCAGCCAACGACAGCAGUAACAGCACAGUCUCGAACAAUACUCAGAAUGGUAACAGUCUGGCCGCGGGUUCUACGGCGGUCAGUUCGAAUGCCACGGGAAUCGGAACGGUUCCAUCACAGCAACACCCACCGGUCGCACCGGCGCCGGUGGUUCCGAAAGUAUGUGACACUUGCAGCCGACUGGAGGCGGACGCCAAGAAGCUCCGUUUGGAGAUUACUAACCUGAAGCAAGGCGAAUACGAAAUGCGACAAAAGUACGAUGCUAACACCGGCAAUCUGAAGACCUGUUUGCAGGCCAAACAGAAGGAGCACGAGGAGCUACAGAACAAAUUCCAAGACCUGACGGUCCAGCGACAGCAGGAGCGGCAAAGCAUGCAAACGGUCGAGCGACGGUUGGGCGAGGAACGGCGCCAUCGGCAGUCGCUGGAGUCCCAGGUGUCGAACGAACGCAAACACCGGAAGCAAGCGGAGGAGAAGGCCGCCCGCGCCGAGUGCGGCGAGGCGUGCAAGCUCAAGCGACAGCAGAUGGAGAUGGAAAUCCAGAAGCUGCGGCGAGAACUGAUCAACUCCGAGGACGCCAUGCACAAUGCCGAAACGCAGAAUCGGAACUUUGAACAGGAGAUGCGCAAGAUCGAAGUACAGCUGCGGAACCGCGAGUCGCAGCAGAGCUCCGAGGUGCUCAUGUCGGCCCUGGCAGCGAUGCAAGACAAGAAUGCCACCCUGGAGAAGAACCUAUCGGCCGAAACGAGAGUUAAGCUGGACUUAUUCUCGGCCCUCGGAGACGCUAGGCGCCAGCUGGAAAUUGCUACCUGUUCCGUUCGUACCAAGGAGAAGGAGAUUUUAGACUUGAGAGCGAAAAUCGCUCAACUGCUGGCAGUGAUGCCAGGGGUGACUGGUGAUGCGCUCUGCCUGUCGGGUCCCGGCGGACCUCCUUCAUCGGGUGGUGGUGGCUUGCGGCUGGCCGACGCACCACAGUUGCUCUCUCAGUCCGGUAUGAACGGGCAACAGAGCCCGAUGUCGCACAUUGUGAUGAACUCGCCACCGUUGAUGAGUCAAUUAAGCCAGCUGGGUGUGCUGACCUCAACGAUCACGACACCGACGGCAGCCAUGUCCGGUGUCGUAGGAUCUGUGAACAAUGUGGUAACUGGUGGUGCCGGAAUGAUCCCGCAUUCGGUACAUCAACAGCAGCAGCAUCAGCAGCAAACUGCAGCCGGUAUUGUGACGGUAGCGGGUGCCGUUACCGGCUCCAAUGGCCAAAUAGUACAAAUGCAAAACUCAAACAACUGUCCCUCCAAUCUGGAUCCGAAUGCGUCGGUCUACACGCCGAAAAACUGCUGCUCAUCGAUGGUCGGCGGUACCGAGGCCUGACCUGCAGCGUUGGAAUUGCAGCAUCAAUUCCUUCCAAUCAUCAGCAACAGCAGCAGCAGUAGUUGCACAUCUUUCCCCAGUCUUGAUCAGUUUAUCGCUCCGGUACAUACCCUCCUACAGCAAGCGACUCAGCAACAGCAGCAGCAACCAGGUAAUCCUUUCGCCUAAUCAGUCGGACAAGGGGAAAGGAAUCUCCGGAGUGUGUGUGUGUCCUAUUUUUGAUCUCAAUUCUACUCGCGAAUUUUACAAAGAGAUCCCAUUCGAAGAAAAGCUAAAUGUUCCUAGUCUCAAACACACACCACGCAGGUUGCGUUGCGACCCGGUCCUAUCGCUGGAGAGCUUUCCGUUCUAAAUUUUAAAGAAAGAAACCCUACUUUCCUUUCCUUAUUUUAAAUCUCUGAAGUCAACUGAAGUACUCCUUUAGUUAAGUUUGAUUUAUUUUCUUUUUGAAUUGAACUCUUCUUUUUUGCCUAUCAAUACCGAAAACUAAAUCGAAUAUUAUUGAUUAUCUGUAAGAAAAAUCUGCUGUAGUUUUUCAUCGAAAAAAAGCAAAACUCGCAGCCCCAUCUCUAUGGACGUACUUGUCGUUUCCCAGUUGAACAAAUGAAAACUUCCACUUCCUGUUUCCCCGGCGUAGAAUAACGGGGGAAGGUUUGUGUUCCCUUUAAGACACCGGGUUGGGGUUCCGUGACCUGGGACCUUUUCGAAACUGCUUUUUUUUUUGUUUCUCUCUAUUUUUGUUCUACCGUGCGAAGCUUAGUUCCCGUUGUUGGCAGUGAUUCGUAACCAAACUUCACAAAACAUAGUACCUAAAAUAAGCUUUUAUAGAACAAUAACUUGCAAGUAACCACACGAGACAAUCUUCUUCGGUGUAGAAAAAAAAAUCAAAAACUGUCGAGCACACAGGGGUUAACAUUUUUCCCUUACUAAACCAACGAACUUCAGUAUAAUCGAGAAUAUCCUCAGCGUCAUGUUUCCAGCCAACGUUUUUGGCACACAAGUUAUCUUGAUCCAAAAUACUUGUGAUGCUCUAAAUUUAAAAUGCUUCGCGGGCCUCUCAAAUCCGUCACGACCAGACGAUCC